GCCCGCACCGCCGCGAACUCGACACCCUAUGUGCUAUUGCGAGCACUGUCCCGCUGUUUGCUUUGUUACAGAUAGCUUUCCGAAUGGACGCCCGCUCGACCAUUAGCUAAUGGUGCGUAACGCGAGUAUUUGGAGACGCGGCGCAGAUCCGCGUAUCCAGGAAACGAGCCCCGCGCGCAGAGUGGACACGGACGCACGAGAGUGGACGGCGGGGGGGUUUUAAAGCUCUGCUCGUGUUUUCGUUGUAUUUGCGUGGACGUGUGCGCCCAGCUGGACACGUGUGGAUUUUAUUUCUAAGACAAUGGCCUCCUCCGACGCGCUGACUGAGCUUAAAAGUGGCCCUUUGUACUUCUUUGACCAGCCCACAAGACCAAGGCGAAUAAAGGGAACUCAUUGGGACGAUAAAAGUAACCAAGAGAAUGUCAGCAAUAAAGGGGACGAGGAGGCGCUCCCUGAGAGGCUGACAGGUAAACCUGAUACCUCACCUGCUGCUGCACUGAAUAUGAAGGACCGCGGUCGGGUGGAGGCGUACAAGCGAGCAGCCCCUCGCUUGUUGAGCGAACUGGCUGCUCUGCUGUCACACGACACGCGCCCGGAGGCCGCACCCGUUCCCCGUGGCGUCGCUAACAUCCUGAGCUACUCCUGGCAGGACCUGGCGGCCGGGGCGACGCCCCUGAGCGGGCCUGGGCCGACACACAGGCCACAGGUCAUGUCCAGGGUGGACGGCGCCAGCGGGCCGGCGUCGGCCUCCGACGGGCAGGAUGCUGAACAGAGCGCUCCACGUGGCGGUUUAGACGCCGGCGCGAAAAGGCUCAAACGCAACAGCAAAACAGCAGCUCACGUCACGACGCCCGGCGUCUCCGUCUUGUCCAUCAGCUGUAAAAGUGCAGGUGGGAAACAGGCCUGCAGGUGUGCGUGGUGUCAAUGGUUCGACGGAGGCCUCACUGCUGGAUGUGACUGUCGUCCAGGUUGGGUCGCUGGGCCGGAGCAGCAGGCGGCGCUGUGUCAGUGGGUGGUGGAGCGACUGCAGGCGGCCAGAAAUCCUGAGUGGGUCCGGCUGCAUGCACCGUACGUUGUCCCUUCACUUUCAUUUCAAAAAUCACCUUCACGCAGGAGAAUACGGCCGAGCCGGGACGCGCUGCUGCUGCUCCGUCACUAUGGAAACGCACCGCGCAAAGCGACGGGCCGGAAGGAGAAGGCCCUAGUGAACGGACUCCCUGAGAUCCCAGACGUGAGGCUGCAGAGUCCAGCGCCGCACAAGCUGCACUACCGGAUCGACGACGGCUCCUCCUUCAUAUACUACCCCUCUGGGGGCAUGGCCGUGUGCCAGAGCCACUCGGGCCGGCCCGGCGGAGGCUUCUACACCAACGUGUUCAGUGACAGCCGCCGUCCCGCCUUCCUGGCCACCGUCACCGCCUCCGGCCGCGGCGCCGUCACGCACCCUCUGAGCGCCAGUAUCACUGCACUGUGGGACCAGGAUGGUGGAUUCACCUGUGACCCGCUGGGGAACAUAACUGAGGAGUGGAGGUGGACGGCGGAGCCCACGCUGAGGGGAAAGGUCCAUAUACAGGUGUCAGAUCUGAUCUGUGUGAGGCUGUUCAGCGGAACGUCCGCCCUCCUCACCUUCAGGUGUAACGACGAGAGCGUUCACCUGCCUCUUUGUGGUCCGUCUCCUAGCAACCGACCAAAGGAAGCGGCUGAUGCUGCGUUUGCCUGCUCGGUCGCGACAGAACCACUGGGACCCGCUGGGUCUUCAGAACACGGGAGGAGCCAGACAUUAGGGCCCACGGUCCGAGAGCCGGAGGAGCCGUCGGCACCGUGGAGAAGAGGCGGCCGCGGCGUCGAGGAGCUGAGGAGGCUCCAGAGGAGGGUCCGAGGAACACUGGACCAGUGGCUGGCCUGGUACCGCCGGGCCCUCGGUGUCGAGUGUCCUGGUGGGAAGCGGCUGCCGGAUGCCCCGGCGCGGACCGGGCAGAGGGGAGAGGGACGCUCGGCAGCGCUGCCCUCUCUGAACCCGCUGGAACGGACUGGUGCCCGGCCAGAGCGGACCGGUACCAGGCCGGAGCGGACCGGUACCGGGCCGGAGCGGUGCAGCAAGGAGCUGCGCAGACACGCGGUGGUGCUGACGGUGCCGGCGGACGGAGCGCCUGACACGGCGCCGGCGCUGCCCAGGACUAGGAAGCGGGGGAAGGAGGGGCCGUGCGUCACUCGUAUUGGACCGCUCCAAAUCCACGGAAACAUCCAACUAGAGUCAGUGAUUAUUCCCAUGGUUCUGGAGUCACCGCCCCCUGCUGUGAGCCGCUGUCCAGCCCCGCUGCCGUCCCCCCCCUCCGCCCCCCUCGCCCUGUGCCCCGUUCUGCUGAGGGCGGCCCUGCUGGGGGAGGGGGGGCGGAGGCGGUGCCGCUGCAGCUCCACGCGGAUGCCGGCGCUGACGGACCUGGAGUACGACGCCUUCGUGACGGGUCAGCCGGCACACAGCAGGCAGAUCCUGGUGGUGUGCGUGACCGGGCCGGGCCGGGCCGCCGCCGCACGGGAGCGGGACCCGCUGGAGCAGCUGUACCGGAGGAGGAACAGGCACCGAGCCAUGCCGUGCACGCAGUGCCAGAUGGACUCAUUUCGCCUGGUGAGGUACGAGACCGCAGCCGCGGAGCCGGGCCGCCGGGACCAGAACGUUCUGCUGCAGCAGCGACACAACGCGGCUCCUGGGAUGGUUCUGAUGUACAUCAGAGGGACGCUCCUGUUCGUGGGCUACAUAUUCAGUGAUCACAGAGGAUCAGUCAUAAACCUCCAGGAGCAAAUCUCCAGAGCCAGAGCAGGCUACAGAUCCGGCGUGAGGCUCCCAGCAGAUCACAAGUUCAGUGACACAGUGGAUUUCACCACAGACGCACGUCCCUCACGAGAUGCGAAGCCGCUCGCUGCAGUGGAAAAGCAAAAGGCCGGCGGACGGCACGUGGCUGAAUAAGUGUCACCAGUUCAUUUUUCAGAAAUGCCUUAAACGCUGCUUUUUAAUCUGCGUGUACUGUUAUUUUUCCAAGAUUUUCAAGAAUGAAUGCUUUUAUUUCCUGGACAGAAAAAAACCCCUGAAUGUUUCCAGAAGCACACACACAACCUUCAUUUCCUCAAACUUGAUCUGUGUCAGUGAUGGCGCAAUUUCUGUGAACGUCUCCAAAGAUCCUAAAGGAUAAAAGAUAAAAAUAAAAACAACAAUAACAAUGGUUUGGUAACUGUGCAGGUUUGUU
Betta splendens (Siamese fighting fish) is the source of this 3239-nucleotide messenger RNA. RefSeq lists its product as uncharacterized. Bases 302 to 2962 code for a protein of 886 amino acids. The record is from RefSeq and is a predicted model, not a curated record. Lineage: Eukaryota; Metazoa; Chordata; Actinopteri; Anabantiformes; Osphronemidae. The transcript has 15 exons.